UCAGCCAGCAGCCUCAGAAAGCGAGUCGGGGGCUUGAAUGAUGCGUUAAACACGUGUGCGUUGUACACCAGCAGCAGAAGAUUGUAUUGAGAGAGGAAGAUGCGGUUCUCGUCUGUCUUGCGGGCCCUGGAUGCGAGUUGGCGUGAGCGGUUUAACUCUUCUGGCCAGAACGUGGCCCACUGGUUCCCUGGACACAUGGCCAAAGGGUUAAAGGAUAUGAAGAGCCGCCUGCGAGUGGUGGACUGCUUGCUGGAAGUGCAUGAUGCCCGCAUCCCACUCUCAGGCCGGAACCCUCUGUUACAGGAAGCCCUGGGUAUCCGUCCACAUUUGUUGGUGUUGAAUAAAAUGGACCUGGCGGAUCUAACCCACAAACAGCGGAUUCUGGAAAGUUUGGAACAGCAAGGUUUUAAAAACGCCAUCUUCACAGAAUGCCUGAAAGAUGAAAAUAUCAAGAAGAUCGUUCCCCGUGUCACAGAACUGAUCCGCAACAGUAAGCGCUAUCAGCGGGUUGAGAAUGUGGAGACUUGCAUCAUGGUCACUGGUGUGCCCAAUGUGGGGAAGUCAUCACUCAUCAAUUCAAUGAGAAGGCUGCACCUCAGAAAAGGGAAAGCUUCCCUGGUUGGUGGGGUGCCGGGUAUUACCAGAGCUGUUCUCACCAAAAUCCAGGUGUGUGAACAACCCCUCAUGUUUUUAUUGGAUACUCCUGGGGUACUAUCUCCCCAAAUCCCGUGUGUGGAGACUGGGCUGAAGCUAGCACUAUGUGGAGCAAUCUUGGAUCACCUGGUAGGUGAGGAAGUCAUUGCUGAUUAUCUGCUUUACACACUGAACCGUCAAGAGCAGUUCAGUUACGUGGAACGUUAUGGGCUGGCCAGUCCCUGUGAUAAUGUGGAGAGUGUACUCAAGUGCAUUGCGUUGCAUUUAGGCAAGACCCACCGAGUCAAAGUCCUGACGGGCACAGGAAAUGUGACUGUGACCGCUCCGAACUACAAUGCAGCAGCUUCUGAAUUUAUCUACUCAUUCCGCAAGGGGCUUCUGGGGAAGGUGAUGCUUGACGAAGUUCAAUAGGUUUCUGUGUAAUACUAUUCUGAAGUUUUCUCCUGGAUAGUUCUAGGAGGUGCUUUCUGGAGCGGAAAGAGCACCUCCAUGCAGCUGAAUAGGGCUGUACGGCAAACCUCAUUUCUUUUCAUUAAGUCUGAACUACAUGCCACUAUUGCCAAUUUCACCUGCUGUUUUGCGGAGAUGGUUGCCAAACCCAGCUGUGGAGCCUUGAGAUGCGGCAACUGUGAGAGUGAUUUGUAAUUUUCUAUCGUAUUUUCUGUAUGUAUUCCUUUCCACUUCCACCCCCUUUCUUCUUGCUCCACGUGUCAGUUAAUCAUCUGUCCCGAAAAAGGGGAAAUCUUUUUUUUGGUUGGGCAAAAUGAUCACGUGGAGGCUAUUAUGGGUUAUAUUAUUAUUAUUGUUUAUUUAGAAUAUUUAUAUACCGCUCCCCAUUGAAAAAUUUCAGAGCGGUAUACAAGAUAAAAUGAAAAUGAAAACAGAAUAAAACAGUUAAAACAAAAUUUAAAAGAAGCAAAAACAGAGAUUCAAGGCUGCAUAUUAAGGAAAGGCUUCUUGGAAUAAAGAUGUUUUCAGGAGGCGCCAAAAGAGUACAAGGUUGGUGCCUGCCUGACCUCCAGAGGCAGGGAAUUCCACAGGAGAGGGGCCACCACGCUGAAGGCUCUUCCCCUGGUGGACUCCAAUUGGAGGAUGGAUCAAUGUGGAACCACCAGGAGCAGGCCCUCGGAUGUCCUCAGUGACCGGGGCAGGUUGGUAAGGGAGAAGGCGCUCUCUCGGGUAUCCUGGUCCCAAGUUGUUUAGGGUUGCUGUGUCUGUGACAUGAAAUUACUUGAACUCCUUUGGAACAGUUUGUCAACCAGUUACCCAACAUACUAAGCUAAAUGAUGACCUGAUGGUACCCUCCUUCGGCUGGCACAGUAAACUACUUUUGAAGGGCACUUCACUGUUGCUCGCUGCUCCCCUUGAGCUUGUGUGGCUCAGGUGAGUGCUUUCAGCUUCUCUUUGCCUUUAAAGCAAUACAGGGGAGUUCUGUCAUUCACCUCCAUUUAUAAAACCAUGGAUAUUUUUUUUUGUUAAACUUUAAUUUGUUUGAACCGUUACUGUAAGCUACCUAGGAAAGACGGCUAACAAAUACUUUUAAUAAAUGAAAUAAAUUGUU
Messenger RNA from Elgaria multicarinata webbii, 2215 nucleotides. RefSeq names its product mitochondrial ribosome associated GTPase 1 (gene MTG1). Gene Ontology annotation, biological process: mitochondrial translation. Gene Ontology annotation, cellular component: mitochondrion. The coding region runs from base 100 to 1065 and encodes 321 amino acids. Gene Ontology annotation, molecular function: GTP binding; GTPase activity. The record is from RefSeq and is a predicted model, not a curated record. The transcript is spliced from 12 exons. Lineage: Eukaryota; Metazoa; Chordata; Lepidosauria; Squamata; Anguidae.